Messenger RNA from Colletotrichum lupini, 1428 nucleotides. RefSeq lists its product as uncharacterized. The record is from RefSeq and is a predicted model, not a curated record. NCBI's taxonomy places the organism in Eukaryota, Fungi, Ascomycota, Sordariomycetes, Glomerellales, Glomerellaceae. The coding region runs from base 1 to 1428 and encodes 475 amino acids. The transcript is spliced from 4 exons.
AUGAAAGCUGGCCUGAAGCUGCUCCAAUACCCUCCGUGCCGCGUGCCCUUCAUUCUAGCCCCUCCCUCCCUGGCCAUAGUCGGCGACGCCACGCCACACUAUACAGACUACCCAAGAUUCGCCGACUCCGAGCCGCAGCAUCCAUCGACAGCAUUCGCCAUGUCGACGGCUCCAGUGAAUAGGCAGACCUUCAUUGGUCUGCUCAUCUUUCUCUUCUUCCUGUGGACGCUCUCGACCUUUACCCAGACAACGUCGACAACGCCUACACACGUUACACACGACCAGCAGUCUGCCAAUCCUGUAGGCCAUCCGCAGUACCCGAACAGCAAUAGCAAUGCCGCGGAUAAGCAGAAGCCCGACAAGUCCUCGAAGCCGUCCCACGAUGUUUCAAAACCAGACAAGUCGCCAGAGUACUCCCUCCCGCCAUGGUACGAGGACGACGAAGACAAGGCAGACAAGGCAGCUUCACAAACGACUGCCAAGGGAGCGAAGGAGACCGCAAGCGCAGCCUCUAACAAGGGCGCGAGCAAGAGCUCGUCUGCCUCUACGUCCCUGAAGUCGCAUUCGUCUUCUACCACGUCGAAAGAAUCGUCCGGCUCCAAGGACCGCAGCCGUCCCCUAAUCCUCUACGCCUACGCCGAGUCCGACGCCGGCCGCGAGAACCUCCAAUUCUUCGUCAAGCAGGGCCUGCACGACGCUGCCGACUUCAUCUUCAUUCUCAACGGCGAGACCAACGUCAACAGUAUCAUCCCGGAAAAGGACAACAUCAAGAUUAUUGCUCGGGAUAACACCUGCUUCGACCUUGGCGCGUACGGCGAGGUGCUCCGGAAGGGAGAUCUCUACAAGAAGUACAAGCGAUUCAUCACCAUGAACGCUAGUAUCCGCGGUCCCUUCCUGCCUCACUGGGCGCAGUCGUGCUGGACUGACAUGUACCUGGACCGCCUCACGGAUGAAGUCAAGCUGGUCGGCAUGACGGCAAACUGCUGGCCCCGAUUCCACGUCCAGUCCAUGAUCUGGGCCACCGACAGCGUAGGCAUCGAUCUGCUCCUCAAUCCCCCUCCGGGCUCCUCUGUCAAGGAUGACUUCGGCACCGAGAACGACCCUGUCGGCCUGGGAGGCUGCUACGACGGCUGGAACCACGCCGUGCAUGCAGAGAUUGGUGCUACGGGCACCUUCUUGAAGCAAGGUUACAAGGUGGACCUGAUGAUGACGGCGUUCCAAAAGUCCAAGAAUUACAUUGAGGAGUGCGACACGUCGCAGAAUGGUGAUGUUCUUUGGAACGGCAAGUACUUUGGCACCAACGUGCACCCGUACGAGACGAUCUUCAUCAAGGCCAACCGCGACAUUGACCCGACUUUGAUUGAGCACUUGACGACCUGGCACCAAGCGUCCGGCUUUGACAGCUAUGCCGCUUGCAAGUCGAGCUAG